Capsella rubella is the source of this 1503-nucleotide messenger RNA. RefSeq names its product protein EI24 homolog. The record is from RefSeq and is a predicted model, not a curated record. Gene Ontology annotation, biological process: macroautophagy. Bases 134 to 1087 code for a protein of 317 amino acids. The transcript has 11 exons. Lineage: Eukaryota; Viridiplantae; Streptophyta; Magnoliopsida; Brassicales; Brassicaceae. Gene Ontology annotation, cellular component: endoplasmic reticulum.
CCACCUUCUAACUUUUUCUUUACAAAACCAAAACCUAAUUAUUGUUGCUUGUCUGAUUCAACAAAGUCUUCUCUUAAAUCUCUUCCGUCAUCAAACAAUCGAAACCCCCCGAAGCCUUUUAAAUUGACCAGAGAUGAUACCUAAAUCGAAGCAGGUGUUGCUUCUAUGGCUUGAAGGUUUCCGAGAAGCUUGUUCUCUUCACCGUGUUGUUAUUCUCUGUCACAGGUCGAGAAAGCUCUUAUUACGAACUGGACAGUGUUUUCUUUUGAAUGGUUUGAUUUUCUUAGGAAGUUUAGGUGUGUUUAAGUGGUUUAUUGAUCCAGCCCUGCUGUGGAUAUUACCUGAUCAAUGCGCACAUGGUGGAUUUUACGCCUUUCUACGUGGUGGACUUUUGCAGCUCUUUUACGUGUUUUGGUUCUAUCCUCUGUACAUGCUCAGCUUCAUCUUGAGUAAUAUCUGGUACAAUGAUAUUGCAAAGCUUGGUUUCGAAGCAAUGGAGGAAUCUGACUUAAGUUCAGCAGAAGCAUUAAGACAAGGUGAAGCUCCAACAUCACUGAACUUGGCAAAUGCUGAUAGGCCUUCUGGUCUUGGAGGGAUGAUGAUCAGUAUAGGAGAGCAGGUGUAUUCGAUACUUCUCCUGACAUUUUUUUUCCUGGAGGUUUAUGUUGUUGGUGUUAUACCAUACAUCGGGAAGAUACUGAAUUUCUUACUUCUUUCAUGGAUGUAUGCCUACUAUUGUUACGAAUAUAAGUGGAACUUCUCAGGGAUUCCUCUGGAGAAAAGGCUAGACUAUUUUGAAUCAAACUGGGCCUUCUUUACUGGUUUUGGAAGUCCCUGCGUGUUGGCUAUUUUCUUUCUCUCGCCUCUUGUCAGCGGAGCGCUUAUGGCCAUCUUGUUUCCAUUGUUUGUUUUAACUGCUACAGGAUCAGGACCUGAAAAAAUUAUUUUGGCACCAAGAAGAACGUGGAAGUGUGCAGGUUUAGGGAGGCUUCCAAUAUUCUAUGCAGCUGAUACUUUUUCGAUGUUGGCAUUGUCCAUCUUCCAGUUGGAGUCCCCACACCAGAUUCAACAUGAAAAGACAGGCUGAAGCUAAAGCAUUAUCGCUGGAUCUCUCAGACUCCGAGGCAAGUCAGAAAAUAUUAUUUGCGUCUGUGUCAUACCGUCUUCUUGGUGAUAUUGUCAAGUACAGACUCAUGCUUCAGCAAUUUCCCUGCGCCUACGAGGUACGGUCAUCUGCUCAUGGCUGACAUGCUCCUGCAAACUCCAAAGCCAACAGACAUGAAGAAAACAAAUCCAUGUUAUAUGUAGUGUUUGAUUGUACACUAAUAGAAUCCUGAAGUUCAAAUAUAUAGUUUUUUUCAUUCAUUUUACUUGUCCAUAUAGGAUAGGAACUGUUAGGUGGUCAUGCGCCAAAACAUAUAAUUAUUUUAUAAAUAAUUAGAUAGGGGUCCUAAUAUUUGUGUGGGUGUAAAAAUAAAUAUAAAAACAACAUUAUGUUCCCAA